Molecule: messenger RNA, 882 nt
Organism: Gamsiella multidivaricata
Lineage: Eukaryota; Fungi; Mortierellomycota; Mortierellomycetes; Mortierellales; Mortierellaceae
Exons: 2
Coding region: 1-882 (293 amino acids)
Source: RefSeq, a predicted model, not a curated record
AUGUCGGUGCUGUUCGGGCGCAAGACUGCAGGGACGAAACUGAGCGCGAUCAACUACGCGCGAGGCCUGGUGGUAUCGCUCUACAUUGUCUCGUGGUCGUUCUCACUGAUGGCCGCUAUGUUGGUGCAGACCAACAAUUUCAAUGAGGUUUCAUGCACCAUGUCCAUAUACUUGUGCAUCAUCCUGUAUGCGUGCAGCAAGAUCAUUAUCUAUUUGUUCCUGAUGGAGAAGGUCUACGUUGUCACAGCCGUCGGCACCACCCGCUCCAAAUUUACACUCUACCGCAUUAACCUCGCUAUGCUAUUCCCGUAUUUCGGAAUCUUCUGUCUCAUGAUCAUCUACCGUGUCUCUGAACUCCAAAUCGACGGUCAAUGCCAGAUCGGCCUUUUGCCCCCGGCCUCCGUGACCCUGAUCCUGUACGACAUCUUGAUCUCGAGUUGGUUAACCAUACUCUUCAUCCGUCCCCUCAUGUCCCCGACCUCGGUGCUCCAAGGUCCCUCCAAGGGAAAGCUCCGCGAUGUGGCACGACGGACGCUGAUGGGUUCCCUGGUCGCGUUGGCACUCAGCACAGCGAACGUACUCACGCUGGUGCUCUUCAAGGGUCAAGAGCGCGGUCUGAUCUGUCUCGCCUCCUGCACCGUGGACGUGACAUUGAACGCGAUAAGUAUUCACUGGGUGACCUCCCGCGGUGGUAAUGGACGGUCGUCCGGCAACAACCUCGACCGGACCUCGGGCGAUCGUCGACACCCACUGAGCACACAAAUAGCCUCUGAGAAGCAGGUCGCGCCGCUUGAAUCCCACAUCUCCGUCACUGUCGAGAGUUAUGUGGAACAGUUUCAUCAGCAAACAAACACUGGAAACGCCAGCUCACCUAGUUAUUGA